This is a messenger RNA of Capsella rubella, 1274 nucleotides long. RefSeq names its product glycosyltransferase family protein 64 C3. Gene Ontology annotation, molecular function: glycosyltransferase activity. The record is from RefSeq and is a predicted model, not a curated record. NCBI's taxonomy places the organism in Eukaryota, Viridiplantae, Streptophyta, Magnoliopsida, Brassicales, Brassicaceae. Gene Ontology annotation, cellular component: membrane. The transcript has a single exon. Bases 129 to 1139 code for a protein of 336 amino acids.
UAGCGGGGACGCUCCAGGCCCAGCAGCAGGCCCUCGGCUAAAAAGCGUCUCUGUCAAAGAUCUUUCAAUCCUUUCAUCGGCGAUCUUAAAUCCAUCUUUGCCGUGCAGGUAAGUUUCAGAUCUCCGUUAUGGGAGUUUGUGUUGGUAGAGACGGGCUCUAUAUCUUGUUCAUGUUCGUUCUAGUCAUUGUUACGGAUCUCGUGCUCUGCCGCACGCUCCCAGGUGAUCCAGAUCCAUGCGACUCGACGACGAGCCAGAGAGAAUUCGAGAAACUCAGAUCGGAUCAGCUAACCGUUCUAAUCAACGGUUACUCUGAAUCUCGGAUUCCUCUCUUGCAGACCAUCGUGGCUUCAUACUCUGCAGCCUCAAUCGUAUCUUCAAUCUUAGUCCUAUGGGGUAACCCUAACACAGCUGAUCAUGUACUUGACCAGUUAUACCAAAAUCUAACUCAGUAUUCGCCUGGAACCGCUUCAAUCUCUCUCAUUCAGCAAUCUUCGAGCAGCCUCAACGCUAGAUUCCUCCCUCGCUCCUCCGUGGACACUCGUGCUGUUUUGAUAUGUGACGAUGAUGUCGAGAUUGACCGGAGAUCUCUGGAGUUGGCGUUUUCCGUGUGGAAGUCAAAUCCUGAUCGCUUAGUUGGACCGUUUGUGAGAUCACAUGGUUUCGACUUGCAGGGAAAAGAGUGGAUUUAUACUGUUCAUCCAGAUAAAUACUCGAUUGUGCUGACUAAGUUUAUGGUUAUGAAACAAGAUUAUCUCUUUGAUUAUAGCUGCAAAGGAGGUCUGGAGAUGAAGGAGAUGAGGAUGGUUGUGGAACGAAUGCGUAACUGUGAGGAUAUUCUCAUGAAUUUUGUAGUUGCUGACAAGUUAAGAGCAGGGCCGAUCAUGGUUGGAGCUGAGAGGCUUAGGGAUUGGGGAGAUGCCCGAAACGAAGAAGAAGUUGGUGAGGGAGUAAGAGAUGUGGGAUUGAGUAGUAGGAGAGUGGAACAUAGGAAGAGGAGAGGGAAGUGUAUUAGGGAGUUUCAUAGAAUCAUGGGGAAGAUGCCACUGUUGUAUAGUUAUGGUAAGGUUGUGAACUCUGUUGGGGAACAAGGGCUGUGUCGUAAAGCCGGGAAGCUUGUCUUUUGUGACCGAGAUUGAACGCUUUUUUUCUCGAAACAGUUUUUCUAAUUAUGCGUCAGAAUCUCGACCUAAAAGGAUGUGGAUGUGCAAGUUCAUCAUGGAAGCAGAACAUCAUCUCAUCAUGGAAGAGUGUUGUGUCGAAAGCUAUGAUUG